Messenger RNA from Helobdella robusta, 2325 nucleotides. RefSeq lists its product as hypothetical. The record is from RefSeq and is a predicted model, not a curated record. Lineage: Eukaryota; Metazoa; Annelida; Clitellata; Rhynchobdellida; Glossiphoniidae. Gene Ontology annotation, cellular component: mitochondrion. Gene Ontology annotation, biological process: glycerophospholipid biosynthetic process. Bases 160 to 1518 code for a protein of 452 amino acids. The transcript has 9 exons.
AAAUUAAUGAUUAGGAAUUUGGUACGCUUGUCCUUAUUAUUUUUGUUGCUGGUUUGGUUUCAAUAGGUUCAAUCAAACAAAGCUGAGUUUGAAUAUCCAGUUAAGUAAUAAGUGAUUAUUGAUCAGAUAGCUAGAGUUAGUUAUAUAAAGUUGCUUGAAAUGGCCGUACCGAUGACCACUGUGUCCACUCAACGGUUUUCUUCACAGUUACUUGCCAACCUGUUGAAGAGUAGGAAUGAAACAAACAUAAAAAGAAUAAUAAUGCUAACUCCGAACCGAACUCUUACGUAUAUCACUGAUGGUCGAAAAACUUCUUCUGAUUUUGGCUUAUUUUUUGAUAUUGAUGGAGUCAUAACAAGAGGCAAAAUGCUAUUGCCCCAUUCAAAGACAGCUUUCAAACUUCUCGUCGAUGAUUGUAAAAAGUUUAAAAUACCAACAAUAUUUGUGACGAAUGCUGGCAACAGCAUGAGGCAGUCCAAGGCUAACCAUCUUUCCCAACUUCUCGACAUUCAAAUCGAUGCAGAUCAGGUAAUCAUGUCUCACAGUCCUCUCAGAAUGUUCAGGCAAUUGCUGGACAAGCACAUGCUGGUAUCGGGGCAAGGACCAACCGAAGAAAUUGCAAAAUUUGUGGGGUUUUCCAAAGUUACAACUUUAGAGCAGUUUCGACACUGCUUUCCAAAGUUAGACACAAAUGAUUAUAAAAGAAGGAAAGCUGCACCAUGUGCCUUAGAAGAAUUUUUUCCAAAAAUUGAAGGUAUUGUUUUGUUUGGAGAGCCAGUCAGCUGGGAAACAAGUCUACAGAUAAUCAUUGAUGUGCUGAUAAGUGAUGGUCGACCAUCCAAGGCCCUCCCUUAUAUUCCGUACCCCCACCUCCCAAUUCUUGCUUGUAAUAUGGAUUUUGUGUGGAUGGCUGAAGCACCCAUGCCAAGAUUUGGACAUGGAUGUUUUAUGACUUGUUUGGAAACCCUUUACAAAAAGCUGACGAACAACACCCUCCAAUACACUGCCAAGCUUGGCAAACCAAGCGAGAUCACAUAUCAUUACGCUGAACACGUCCUUCAGACCAUUGCACUGAAAAUGAAGAAGCCGCCUGUCAAGACCAUGUAUUGCAUUGGAGACAACCCAGCCACCGACAUAUAUGGUGCAAAUUUGUUCAACCGUCGCAUCCAGAGACUGACUGACAAAAGAAGGAAGCAGCCCUUCAUUUACGAACUUGGCAAGGAUUCCUCAUCUUCCUCAUUUUCUUCUUCUGAACAGAAGAAAACGUCACUAGAUUGUUUAGAGAAUGAUCUGAACAUUUACGAUAUGUUAUCCAGAGAUGAGCCCUCCAUAUCAAAUGUCAUCCUGGACAAAUGUGAAUCCAUCCUGGUAUGUACUGGCGUUUUUGACAAGACAAGAGCCAAGAUCAGGACAGAGGAGCACGUGAUGGAUGAGAGCAUGUGCCAUCCGACGUUCGCAACCGUUCACAAUGUUCAAGAAGCUGUCCAAGCUGUCCUGGAAAGGGAACGGAUGCUUUAGCUGCCUACUCCUGUCUUCAUCCUUCAGCUGGUCUGAACUGCUGCCUGCUUGCUCAUUCAGUCAAACAACAUCAUAAUCUUUAUUUCUAUUUUUAUUAUUUGUUAUUAUUAUUAUUUAAUUAUUAAAAUUAUUAUUUAAUUAUUAUUAUCAAUAUUAUUUAAUUCUUGGUCGGUUAUGAGACUUGCCUCACUUGACUUGAAAUUUGUUUUUAAAUGUUCUAGGGUAUUUAUAUUUUACACACAACCAUGAACCUGCAAGUGAAUCAUUUAUUUUAUAUUUAUUUUAGACGCAAAUUUUCUCUCCUGCUAAUGUACAGUUUCGUUGGCAUUUAAAGUCCUAACUGGUAAAGUGGAAUUUAAGAUGACCAACAGCACCUUAAAAUUCACAAUUUUCAUGUUAAGAGAUGUUUAAAUGAAAUUUUCAACGACAGCGUGUUUGAAUUCAUACAUACACCUAGAAUCCUUUUUGCCAACAUCUUUUACAGACCCGUAGGAAUAUGCUCAAAAGAUUUCUAUUUUAUCUCUUACAAUUCUCUUGAACUUCCCUUAAACACAGAAAAUGCAUGUGCGUAUAUUUGGAGUUAUAUUUUAAUAUUACGAACAUUUAGUGUUUAUCAUUAUUUAACGAAUCUUUCCAUCUGUUAUAGUCAUUGGACAGUGAUAGUUUCAUUAUUCCCAUUGAGAAACCUAUUUAUUCAUUAAAUUUUAAAAGCAUUUAGGAAAAUUACUAUCUUAUGUUUUUAAACUUUAUAUGUUGUACAUAAUUACUUUUUUUAUCUAUCACGUAAAAUAUAUCACAUAAAAAAAA